AUGGAGAAUUAUUUGACGCCAUCAAAUUGGACAAACACUUAUGCGCCAGCUGCUCUACAAGGGAUUUUCGUUGCAAUCCCGUCAAUUCCCCCAUUUCUUUUCCUUUUAUACGUUCAAUUGCUAAAGAAAGAGAUCUUUUUGACGUACAAGUACACUGUCUUCAUGACUUGUUAUCUUUGUUUUAUCAAUCAAUCUCUCAAAUUGUUUGCAUACAUUGGACAAUAUUAUGCAGCAAUAGUACAAAUGCAGGGUUUGAGCCUCAACCGUUUCCUGAAUAUCAUUUUCCACAUUCAGCCCAAGGUUUAUUGGUUUCUAGUGAUCGGAUUGGGUGUUUAUCUUGUACAGGUUGCUUAUCUAAUCAUUUCUCUUAUCGACGCUCAAUUAGUCUACGGUAAUGCGUGUAAUCCGAUGUUGGGCACAAAUAUUCUUGAUGGAGCAAUGUUUCCCCUCACCUGGAUGUUCGGCUACAAUACUGUGACUGGGAUUCUUAAUUUGUGGUUGAUAAUCCAUUUGCGGUUGCAUUACAGGAAAUUGAAAGGCAAAUCCGUCUCACUUGAACAGCAAAAGAUCCAACGAAACAUUCAAAUCGGUCUCCUCGUCUCGAGUAUUUAUCCAGCUUUACAACAAGCCUACACAGCGGUGCAAGUGAAAAUGGCGUACAGCCAGCUUCGUCGAGCCUUUUCACAAAAUUUCACAUCCGAUUUUGAUCAAAUGACUAGCAUUAACGUCUCAUUAACUUGU
Mesorhabditis belari is the source of this 741-nucleotide messenger RNA. NCBI's taxonomy places the organism in Eukaryota, Metazoa, Nematoda, Chromadorea, Rhabditida, Rhabditidae. The record is from the annotation of a GenBank genome assembly.